Molecule: messenger RNA, 3993 nt
Organism: Sinocyclocheilus anshuiensis
Lineage: Eukaryota; Metazoa; Chordata; Actinopteri; Cypriniformes; Cyprinidae
Exons: 3
Coding region: 165-3851 (1228 amino acids)
Molecular function (GO): phosphatase binding
Source: RefSeq, a predicted model, not a curated record
UGCAAAAGUUCUGAUCAGUAAAACAGCACUGUUUAAUCGAGUACUCCGUGGUUAUGUCUCUCUCUGCUCUACCGGAAUAGAAGCAGCUGCUACUGGAGCGAAAGCGAAGAGAGGAGGAGGAGAGAGAGAGACAAGAGAGGGAAGAAGAGCAGCGGCUUGCCAGCAUGCCGGCUUGGAAGCGAGGGAUCAUCCAGAGAAGAAGGGUGAAGCAAGAUGAGGAAAGAGAGAGGGAGAAAGAGAGAGAUGGAGGACCACAUACUCCGGAUAUCCUGAGCAUCAAUGAAGACAUCAGCACAGAGCAGACGGACAGUAAAUUAACACAUCACCUCCAGACUGAGCAGACUGGGUAUAAAUUGCAAAAACAGAUAUACAAAGACACCAUCAGCCCCAUCCAACAGAACCCCUUCAUCCGUUCUGAGAACAGCUUUAGGAGAGAUAACAGAGGGAAGGAGGUGAUUAGAGAUGGAGAGAAUGAGUAUAAAAAGGCUGCCAAUAAAAGAGGGAGAGAAAGAAAUAAGGAAACAGAGAAGGAGAUCUGGAGAGGACAAGAUAGAGAGAUGUGGGUCAAGAAGAUGGGAAGUAAAAAUGAGGGAAGAGAGCGAGACAGAAGCACUGGGAGAGAAAUCAGAGAGGCAGACGGUAGCACAUCCUUAUUUCCUCCGGUCGUAGGUCUUCACACGAUCCAGGCACACAACAUUAUCAUUAUUGAGAAAGACAAAAAUGACAAGGAAAAACCGGAUAAGAGAGAAAAGGAGGUCAGGGAGGAUCAGAAAAGGAUGAGGAUGGAUUUGAGGGAGUUUCUAGCUUGCGGAGGAAGCGUGACGGAAAUUAGGGCUUCAGAAGUACUGAUCAUCAAACCACCCGUGAUGGACGGGAUUAGGGAAACCGAGACUGAGAGAGGGAGUGAACGUUUAGGGAAAGAGGGGAUAUGGUCCUCCAUGCAACUAGUGUCGAGGAUGGUCAUGCAAAUAGCCGAGAGAGUCCUGAACCACAAGGACAUGGGGGCUCCAGAACGUAGUGGUCGGGUCAGUCAGCUGCUUAGUAAGUUUGGUGAACACCCAAAACCUCCAAUGCGCUCCAAGAGCACAGAGUGCUUCAAGAACCGGGCCAGAUACAGUACAGGAGACCUCUUUGUGGAGGAGGAACAGAGUACGGAGGAGACUGAAACGAGUCUGAUGCUCAGGGGUGUUCCCAAACGCUCCUUUAGCUUCUCCGACCGCGUGGUUUGCCAACAGGAGAACAGAGAUUGUGAGCAAAAGACAGAUUUUAAAGUGGUGGAGAGGUCGUGCUCAGACCGUAGGGUCAAAACAAGGGUCACCAACCAAUCAGGAAGUGAACCAAAGGUCGCCAGGCGAUGGGGUCGACCCAAACAUGAUGAGGUGAUGCAUGAAAAGAGACAAAAAGAAAUAAAGGUUGAAAAUAAGAGGAAUAAAUCUGUUUGUGGCGAGACAGAGGAAUGUACUUCAAGCGUAGACGGAGGAGAGGACUUCACUCUGGCCUCUGUCAAAAUCCCUGAAGGGGGGAUGGAGAGCAGCUCAAAAAGAGAGAUUAAGAAAGUGAGAGAGGAGAAUGAGAGAGAGAUAAUAAUAGAUAAAGAGAUACACAGAGAUAAGAGGCAAGAGGAGAGAGAGACGCUGGUACGGCAGAGACCCACAGAUUUCCAAACUGAGGCCAAAACAGAAUCUGAAAGGAGAUGGAAUCAAGAGGAGGGAACUGUUGCAGUUUCAAAACAAUCCCGUGGCAUAUAUAUACCACCCUCGGAUGACAGUACUAUAGAUUUCCCUACAGACAGUUGGUGCCGAUGUGACAACACUCCCUCUGCGGACUCCAGUUGCCCGACUAUGGUUGACUAUGCUGGACAAAGGCAACCCUCUGGCCAAGCAGCCCUUACCCAACACACAGAGGAUUUGCUCAGUAAAAUAGGAAAAGUCCAAUUAGAUGGAGAACUCAAGAGGGCAGGGUAUAUUUUUUCACAUGGAGACACGGAAAGGAUCUCUGGUGAAAUGAGUAACCAAGAUCAAAAAGAGCAUCAACAGUAUCAAAGCAUUCCAAAACAAGCCUCUGAGGAACUACAUUUUACCUCACAACUCCCACAACAAACUGUUACACUGGGCCAGAGAAAACUGUGCACCCAAGAGGGAGUCGCCAUCCCCAGGACUGUAUUUUAUGGAGUCGAUAUAUCAUCCGAAAGAAGGAGGGCGAGUCUCCCUGCUGGGGAUAAACUAGAUGGAGGACAAGUGGAGAGGAGAGGGAGCUGGAAGGCUGGGCGACCUCUGACCCGAGUGGAGUCUCUGAAAGAGAGAAUUCGUCAGCAACAGAAGGAAAGACAGGAUGAUGACAAAGAAGAGGGCAGCAGAGAAGCAGGAGGAACUGUGAGAGAACAAGAAGAAACCACAUUACAGACUCUCAGACUGUUUGACGUCACACAGGACGUUAACAUGGCAAAGUCAAACCCUCAACUUCCUGUUCCUGUUUCUCUGUCGCUCUUGCAGUCAGCUUCGACUGAAAGAGAAGUUGGGGAGAUCGCCAGAGACGCUUCAGAGAGCGAUAUCUGCCCCAGGGAAGCAGAGAGAGAUACACAACGCCAUGUAGAGGAGUGUGGAACGUGCAUCGCUUGGAGAACACAGGACAUAGACGAAAGAGAAAGAGAGGAAGAGUAUCUUCCUCCCUCUCUUUCUCCCUCCCCACCACUUUCUGACUCGUUGGACGCCAUGAGUCGGAUCUAUAACCUCAAGACGGUGGGGUCCAGAACUGCAGUGUGUAUCAGUGAAAGGACAGCUGAUAUGCCCCCACACAGUGGACCUCAGGGCAAAUACAACCCCAUCAGACAAGCACCAUCACCGGACAUCCUGCCAGAAACUGCUAAGCUGUGGAAUCAUGGGAGGGACGGUGACAAAACUCAGGCGAUGGAGUCGACAGGUGUUCAGAUGGUACAGUGGCAGGUGGAACAACUACAGCUGAGGGAACAGGAAGCAGGAUGUGGCUCCCACAAUGACAAAAAGGCACAGCCCACCAUGGAGAGUUGUCCGCUUGUAGAGCCAGAGAUCAGGGCAACUGAAGGCCAGAAGAAACCAGACAUACUAAGAGAGACACAGAAAUCCCAAAUGCCUACAAGUACCAGAUUUCCACAAGGCCAACAGAAUGUCCAAAGACAAUCCCCUAUACCUCAGCAGGUCAGGUCAUUCAUAAUCAACGCCCGGAGCACCGAAUCAACAGAAAACUCACAGAAACCUCCAGAACAAAGCUCUCCAUCGCCAACCUCUCCCUGUACUGCAUCCCACUCUUCAUCUCCAUCUCUGCCUCUCUUUUCCAUUAGGAGUGCCUCAGGUAGACCAGGUAAGAGAGGAAUUACCAUCACAAUCACCCCCAGAAGACCUGCUGGGGCAGCCUCGUCUGGUGCCAUCCCAAGAGGGACCCCUGCAACACCCAAAGCAGCUCCCCAGGGCCAUAUACCCACACCUGCUCCCAGCAGCACCAAGGAGGCAGGGAAGAAACGAUAUCCUAAAGCAAAAGAGAUUGAGGUGAUUGGAGGGUACCAGAACCUUGAACGGUCAUGCUUGGUGAAAAGCAGAGGGACACCGAAAGCGGUGAAGGUGUGUUUCGAUGACGCUCAGCUGGAGAGAGUUUGUGAGUACCCUUCAGAAGGUUUUGCGCUUGCAUCCCUCCCUUACUCGCCUCAUCCGGGGCCGGAGGACGGCGGGAUGGACGAGGGGGAGCAGGAGGACGAGGGACAGGAGGAAGAUGAGGAGGAGGAGAGCGCAGCGUUUGUGUCUCGCAGAGGCAUGAAUGAGUGCGCAGCAAGGGCUCGAUGCAUAAAAGUCGAUGAAUCCUGUAAACAACUUUCCAAAUAACAAACCAGGGCAUCCUUUAGAUUUUCAAUUCUUUACAUUUACAGGAGGUGUAAGUGAUGAUAAACCUUUUAUAAAUUGGUUUUAAAAAUAGUUUUUAUUGUUUAGUUUUGCUUGUCCGGACAGAGAAUCAAAUAUACUUUGC